AUGCCGGGCACCAAUCAGAAGCUCCUCGUUCAUUAUAGUCGAUUUACCAUUCUAACAGCAAAAUGGUGGUCUUGGUGGGACUCUUCGUUGGUGGAGCUCAGAGAUGCCAAGGGAAGAACGGGCAGAAGAGCUGACAAUCAUCAGCCGGGGGAUAAAAUUCACUCGAGGUCCAACGUGGGUGCAAUGGUUUGCCCCUUGCUGCUCCUGCUGAUCCCCCUGCCCUUUGUUCAUGUACUGGGCCAGUCCGGCUGCCUUCUCUCUCCCCCCACCCUCACUGCUUACACCGAGGAAGGAGACGUCACUUUGGGCCUCAUCGUUCCUAUUAACACCAUUUCUUCUCGGAAAGUCCUUUCUUUUAAAGAUCGGCCGGCACCGCCCCAAUGUGACCUAUUUCGGAGAGAUCAGUACAAGUCCAUCCUUGCUCUGCUCUUUGCCAUUGAAGAAGUCAAUAAAGACCCCCAUCUUCUACCAAACGUCACCCUUGGGUUCCACAUGUUGGACUCCUGCUUCGCUGAGGAUUUUUCCCUCCGAGCAACGUUGCAGGCGGUGACAGGGAACAACAAAAAUGCCCCAAACUUCAAAUUAGCCCCACGUAUCUGUCCAACGUGGCCAAGGUUAUGUAAUACGUGUCCAUCCGUUUCCCAGGUCAGCUAUGCAGCAUCGUUCCCAUCUCUGAGCAACAAAGUGGAAUUUCCAUCUUUUCUAAGAACCAUCGUGAGCACCGAGGGGCAGCCGUACGCCCUGGUCGAGCUGUGUAAAACAUUCGGAUGGAACUGGAUUGGGGUAUUAAUCUCUUCGACAGAUUAUGCCGUUCAAGGUGGGGUCGUUUUCAAGAGAGAGGCGGCCAAGAAUGGGAUCUGCAUUGCUUACUAUGAAACGAUUGCCCUGGAGACAAUCAGCCAAAGGAUCCCUUCAGUGAUGAAGAAUGUCCGGGGCAUAACGGCCACCGCCAUUGUCCUCUUCUGCUCCCCUGCAGAAGUCAGUGCCAUCUUAACCGAAGCCCUUCAGCAAAAUGUCACCGGAAAGAUCUGGAUCGGGGUAGAAGCUUGGUUUACUUCUCCGGUCUUUUUCAAGCCAGAGUUCUGGAACCUUCUUAAUGGUACCAUCGGGAUCUCCAGAAGCAGAAGGAUCCUCCCAUAUUUCCCUCAGUUUCUCCAAGACUUCUAUCCUUCCAGAUACCCAAGGAUGCUCAACAUCCAGCAGUUCUGGGAAAGAACCUUUAACUGCAAAUGGACCUCAGCAAACGGCACCCUUGGCCCAAACAUUAAGGCUUGCACUGGGUCCGAGAGGCUGAUAACAGAUGAUAUUACAGAAUACAAUGACCCGGUCUCACAGUAUGUGUAUAUGGCCCACAGCGCUCUCUUUGCCCUGGCUAAUGCUCUCCAUGAUCUGAUGGCCUGCAGACCUGGGGAAGGUCCAUUCUCUGGUGGAUCCUGCGCCAAUAAACAAGAUUUCCAGCAGUGGCAGCUCCUGUACUACCUAAAGAAGGUCCAGUUUGUGAACACAGCUGGGGAACUGGUGGCAUUUGAUGUCAAUGGAGACAGCUAUGGGUACUUUGAUAUUCUGAACUGGCGUUUGGACGGAAACCUCACUAGUCGCUAUGUGAAUGUUGGGACAUUCAACAACUACAUGAAUAGUGAGCAGAAGCUUUCCAUCAAUGCAAGCUUCAUCCUAUGGGCAGAUGGACUGGCCAAGGUUCCGAGCUCAGUCUGCACCGAGAGUUGCCCCCCCGGCUACAGGAAAGCCCCACGUACCGGCCAACCGCUGUGCUGCUUUGACUGUGUCUUGUGCCCAGAUGGAAUGAUUUCCACCCAGAUAAACUCUAUCGAUUGCACAAGUUGCCCCCUGGAUCAGUGGCCGAACAGUGAGAGAAACCAGUGCCUCCCUAAAGUGAUUGAGUAUCUUUCCUACCAGGAGCCACUGGGGCUGGUUCUGGCCUUGGUCUCCAUGACCUUCUCGCUCAUGACCGUAGCGGUUCUUUGCGUGUUCCUCAGGUUCCGAGACACCGUAAUAGUGAAAGCCAACAACCGCAGUCUCAGUUACGUUCUCCUCCUCUCGUUGACAUUCUGUUUCCUCUCAUCCUUGACUUUUAUCGGUUCCCCAACCGCAGUGACCUGUUCACUCAGACAAAGCAUAUUUGGGGUCAUCUUUUCCCUCUGUGUCUCCUGCAUCUUAGCCAAAACCAUCAUCGUGGUCAUGGCUUUCAAAGCCACCAGACCAGACAGCCGACUGAGGCAGUGGGUGAGCUCCAAGACCACCGUACUUGUUGUAAGUCUUUCCACAAUGGUGCAAGUCAUUCUCAUCGCCCUAUGGCUCAUCAUUUCCCCGCCUUUCCUGGAGCACACUGUCCAAAGCAUCACCGGGAAGGUUCUCCUGGAAUGUAAUGAGGGUUCCAGCCCCAUGUUCUACUCAGUGUUGGGGUAUCUCGGCUUUCUAGCCUUCCUCAGUUUUGUUGUUGCCUUCCUUGCCAGAUCGCUACCAGAUAAUUUCAACGAAGCCAAGUAUAUCACCUUUAGCAUGCUGAUCUUCCUCAGCGUGUGGGUGUCCUUUAUACCGGCCCAUCUCAGCACUAAGGGCAAGUAUAUUGUCGCUACUGAGGCCAUCGAUGAAUACCAAAGAAUUUUUAGUCUCAUCAAGGUCCAAUUUUGA
Messenger RNA from Xenopus tropicalis (tropical clawed frog), 2649 nucleotides. RefSeq names its product extracellular calcium-sensing receptor. The transcript has 8 exons. Gene Ontology annotation, biological process: G protein-coupled receptor signaling pathway. The coding region runs from base 1 to 2649 and encodes 882 amino acids. NCBI's taxonomy places the organism in Eukaryota, Metazoa, Chordata, Amphibia, Anura, Pipidae. Gene Ontology annotation, cellular component: plasma membrane; membrane; cell periphery. Gene Ontology annotation, molecular function: G protein-coupled receptor activity. The record is from RefSeq and is a predicted model, not a curated record.